UCCAGGUUCAAGUCAGGCAAACGACUUGAUUUAAUUUAAGCUAAGUUCUUUAUUGGUAAUUAUUCGACGAGUCUUACCAUUUAAAGUUGUUGUUUUGAGUCCAAGCAGGGUGGAAAGAUUUACAAAAGCUAAGUGAAAGAAAUUCUUUUUUGGCAUAUUGUAUUAUAUACAGCUAUAUUUGAUGUUGACCUCAUACAUGAAUAAAGAAAAAACACGUGUAGUUUUUACUUUCUACACAUUUACUCAAAAAACUUUUAGAUGAGUAAUUAUCUUAUUUUGACUUCAAGCCAAGUGAGGUUUUUGUGCACAAGACUGGUAAAAACAAAUAUUUCAUUAUUCGCAUCCUGUUGUGCCGCCGGGCGUUGGUGACGUCACAACUCCAAAGAUUCCCCCCCUUCCUAACAAAACCACCUUCUUUUCUUCGCUUUUUUUCUCUGCAACCUGACACGACUGCCACGUCCAAACUUCCCGGAACGCCAGGAGGAACCUCUGAGCAAAACCUUUUGGACGUCAAGCUGAACUUCCAAGACAUGGCAGAAGAGCACAGAUAAAAAAAAUGGGUUGCUCACUCCUCCUGUUGGCCAGCACCGUGUCCGGUCUGGGAGGUCUGCUCUAUGGUUAUGAACUGGCCAUUAUCUCCGGUGGUUUGCUCCAGCUCAAGGCCCAAUUCCAUCUCACCUGCGUCCAGCAGGAGGUGCUGGUCAGCUCUUUGCUGGUCGGCGCACUACUGUCCUCCCUGGUGGGAGGAACCUUGAUUGACUGCUAUGGCCGUCGAAAGUCCAUCCUCCUCAGUAACGCCCUGAUGCUGACUGGUAGCCUCAUCCAGCUAAUCAGCUCCUACCCUGCGCUGCUGUGUGGCAGGUUCACAGUGGGCGUGUCCAUCUGUCUGUCCUCUAUGUCCUGCUGCAUUUUUGUCUCGGAGAUGGUCACCCCCGAGCGUAGGGGAUUCCUGGUUACCCUGUACGAAGCUGGGAUCACUGUGGGCAUCCUGGCAGCCUACACCAUGAACUACAUCCUGUUUGACUUGGAGAGGGGCUGGACAUGGAUGUUUGGCCUGGCUGUCGUACCAACCUUGGUUCAGCUUGUGGCCAUAUGCUUCCUUCCGUCCAACACUGGCAGAAACGAGUGUGACUUAGACCUUACCACUACCACCGACACCCAAGAAGAAUGUGACUCGAAGGAACAAGCGCAGUAUGACAUCAAGUAUCUUUUCAAACGCAAAGACAACAUGAGGAGCCGCACCGUGGUCGGCCUGGGCCUGGUGCUGUUCCAGCAGUUCACAGGACAGCCCAGCGUUCUCUUCUACGCCUCCACCAUCUUUCACUCAGCCGGCUUUCAAAACGCAGACUCUGCGGUACUAGCCACUGUUGGCGUUGGACUGGUCAAAGUGCUGAUGACGUUCAUCUCCAUGGUGUGUUCCGAUAGAGUGGGAAGGAGGCCCCUGCUCAUCAGUGGAUGUUGCGUCAUGGCGUUGGGUCUCAUAACCAUCGGACUUCUUAGCGGAUAUUCAGUGAAGUACACUCAGGGGCUUUGUAACAUAGACCACGUCAUUGACAACAGAACGGGUCAGUUCCAGUUUACCGAUGGGAACCACACGCUUUUGAACUCACCGCUGGGCGAGACCAACACAGUCCAAGAUGCCGGGGACCAAAAAACCCCAGAACCUCUGGAAUUUGCAAUAGAAAGUUCUCCUAAUGUUCAGGAAAAGGUUUACAACUGGAUCAUUCUUGUGUGCGUAAUGGCUGUUGUUGCGGCAUACUCCAUUGGAUUUGGACCAAUGACGUGGCUUCUCCUCAGCGAGAUCUUUCCCACCGCAGUGAGAGGACGAGCGUUCGCACUCAGCAGCUGCUUCAACUGGAGCGCUCACCUCUUGGUCACCUUCACUUUCCUGGAUGUGUUCAAUGCAGUCGGUCUGGGUGGAACGUUCCUCAUGUAUGGUGUGAUCUCGGUGGUGGCCGCCAUUUUCUUCUACUUUUUGCUGCCAGAAACCAAAGGCAAGACGCUGGACCAGAUCGACAAGGAGCUGCGCUUCAACAGGUUUCAUCGCAGCGUGAAGCAGCGCGUCUUCAUCAGCACGUCGUCUUUUCAGCAUCGCUACCAAAGAGUCCGCUGUCAAGCCUAUACUCCGUAGGAAAAGAUCAACAAGGAUCCAUGAAUCAUUUUAAAUCACCUUGAGUAUUAAGGGGACAGCUCUAAAAUGGUUCCAGUCAUUUUUGACCAGCAGGAGUUUUUCCAAUACUCCUCCUCUGAGUCUACCUUAACCUCCUAAGACCCAGCGUCCUCUGAAGUGGACAUUCAUGUUAAGUAUACAACUUUCUGACAACAAACGUCCUCCAAAGUGGAAAUUUGUGUCAAACAACGUGGACAGUUGUGUUAAGUGUAUAACUUCCUGAGAAAAAUGUCCUCCAAAGUGGACAUUUGGGUUGAUUGUAUAAUCUCCGGAGACCCAGCGUCCUCUGAAGUGGACAUUUGUGUCAAGCAGAGUGGACAUUUGUUAAGUUUGUGACCUAAGAAUCAGCGUCCUCUAAGGUGGACAUUUGUGUCAAGCAAAGUGGACGUUAAUGUUAAGUUUGUGACCUCCUAAGAAUCAGCAUCCUCUAAGGUGGACAUUUGUGUCAAGCAGAGUGGACAUUGUUAGUUUGUGACCUCCUAAGAAUCAGCGUC
Molecule: messenger RNA, 2664 nt
Organism: Nerophis ophidion (straightnose pipefish)
Lineage: Eukaryota; Metazoa; Chordata; Actinopteri; Syngnathiformes; Syngnathidae
Gene: slc2a10
Product: solute carrier family 2 member 10
Exons: 6
Coding region: 557-2131 (524 amino acids)
Biological process (GO): transmembrane transport
Cellular component (GO): membrane
Molecular function (GO): transmembrane transporter activity
Source: RefSeq, a predicted model, not a curated record